AUGAUCAACGAAGAGAUGCCCUUCAACAAGAGCAUCGCGCUGCAGAAGCUCACCGGCCACCAGCUCCGCAAAGGCCUAGAGGAGAUGUUGGCGCCAACCCCAACCCCCGUGGCCUGCUUUCCCCAGCUGAGCCACUCGCUGCGCCUGCGCUAUGCGCCCCAUGCGCCGGCCAUGCAAAAGAUCCAAAGUUUGCAGAUCAACGGCGUGGAAGUGGAUCCGCAACGUGACUAUUUAAUCGCCGUCAGCGAGUUCUACACCUUGGUAGCGGCCGAUGGCGUGAAGACUUUCCACGAGGCAGAUGUGGUGCAGAUGCACGAGGGCCUGAUUCGCGACAGUGUGGUGCCGUGGCGGAGAAAUUUCCACAGAAUUAGGACCAGCUACCGUGGGGGUGUUCAAUAUUGGAUGCGAUUUUGA
Messenger RNA from Cladocopium goreaui, 414 nucleotides. NCBI's taxonomy places the organism in Eukaryota, Dinophyceae, Suessiales, Symbiodiniaceae. The record is from the annotation of a GenBank genome assembly.